Molecule: messenger RNA, 279 nt
Organism: Fusarium venenatum
Lineage: Eukaryota; Fungi; Ascomycota; Sordariomycetes; Hypocreales; Nectriaceae
Source: RefSeq, a predicted model, not a curated record
AUGUCGAACACAUCAGAAGGCGACGAGACAGGCCUCAGAAACAUGGCCAUUGCUUUGAUGAUCGCUCUUCCGAUCACCAUUAUUCUACUCACGACCUGCGGCUGUUGCUACUUCUGGCGAAUUCGGAAAGCCAAACAGCGAAAGAGAAUCCAAAGAAGCAUGGGACCAAGACCACCGGCUUAUAGUAGAGAUCCUCCGAUUAGUUUACCAGCGUACCUACCCAAGAAACCGGAGCAGGCAAAGGGCGGAGAAUGUGUUGAGGAUAUAUUCGAUCGUUGA